CGUUUAUUUUUUCUUUGUAGACAUUGGAUCUGCUAUUCGCCCACUUGCAGAAUAAAAUGUUGCAUCUCAAGCACCAUUGCAAGCGUUCUUUUAGAAUAUUACAUUCCUCUUUUCUGACUGGAAUCAAUAAACCAGACUGCAUUGUUUGGAACCACAUUUUUGAUACUCAUCUGGUGACACCAGAUAAUAAGAAAGCUGAAUGGACAGACCCAACAGCACACCUAAGUAUAUGGACAGAAAAAGAUGUCGAAUACUAUUUCAACACUGCUGUUGGUGAUUACAACGACAUACCAGGGUGGGGAGAUGUCAACUACGUGAUUACCUGCAUCAACAUAAAAGAACACUGGUUGGCUAUUGCAGCUGAUAUGAGAAAAUGCAGGAUCUACGUGUUCGACUCAAUGCCAAAUUAUGUUGAGCAGAAACUUGUUGAUGAAGCUCUUCAAAUGCCUGCACGAUGCAUUGCCUCACUCGCGAUUGCAAUUGGAGUCAACCUCCAUUCAGAUCGUUUCACAUAUGGCCCUUGGCCAAUACGCAGAUCGAAGGCCACAUUACAGAAAGGGCGUUCAUUGGAUUGUGGAAUUUUCUGUACCAAAUUUGUUGAAUGCCUUGUAACUGCUAGUGACCUUGGUUGUCUAACUGUGCCAAACAUGAAACUGUUUAGACAACAAUAUGUGCUGGAACUUUGGGCCAAUAAAUACUUUUGUUAAUAUUUGUAUUCGUUUAUAUAAUUUUUUUAUGUAAUUUUUAUAGAGAGAAUAA
This is a messenger RNA of Cucumis melo (muskmelon), 759 nucleotides long. RefSeq lists its product as uncharacterized. The record is from RefSeq and is a predicted model, not a curated record. The coding region runs from base 57 to 707 and encodes 216 amino acids. Gene Ontology annotation, molecular function: deSUMOylase activity. Gene Ontology annotation, cellular component: nucleus. The transcript has 2 exons. Gene Ontology annotation, biological process: protein desumoylation. NCBI's taxonomy places the organism in Eukaryota, Viridiplantae, Streptophyta, Magnoliopsida, Cucurbitales, Cucurbitaceae.